This is a messenger RNA of Vicia faba (fava bean), 1377 nucleotides long. Lineage: Eukaryota; Viridiplantae; Streptophyta; Magnoliopsida; Fabales; Fabaceae. The record is from the annotation of a GenBank genome assembly.
AUGGGUUGGGGAAGAGGAAUAUUCGAAGGUUCGGUAGUGGUGGGAUGUCUGUGUUCACUUGGCUGGGCGGGUCUAUGGUUUUUGAACCGUCGUCUCUACAAAGAGUACGAAGAGAAACGAGUUCUCGUUCAAAUCAUCUUCAGCGUCGUCUUUGCAUUCUCUUGCAAUCUUCUUCAACUUGUCAUCUUCGAAAUCAUUCCCAUCCUCUCCAAAGAGGCAAGAGUGGUCAACUGGAAGAUUGACUUAUUCUGUUUGAUUCUAUUGUUGGUCUUUCUUCUGCCUUAUUACCAUUGUUACUUGAUGCUUAAAAACAGUGGUUUGAGAACUGAAAGGGCUGCUCUUGGAGCUCUUUUAUUUUUGUUUGCUUUUCUUUAUGCUUUUUGGCGUAUGGGAAUUCACUUUCCAAUGCCAUCCCCUGAGAAUGGAUUCUUCACUAUGCCUCAACUCGUUAGUAGAAUUGGAGUCAUUGGUGUUACUGUCAUGUCUGUUCUAUCUGGUUUUGGUGCUGUAAACUUGCCAUACAGUUAUCUAUCACUUUUCAUCAGAGAGAUUGAAGAAACUGAGAUCAAGGCCUUGGAAAGACAAUUAAUGCAGUCAAUUGAGACUGCUAUAUCAAAGAAAAAGAAAAUUAUUCUUGGUCAAAUCGAGAUGGACAGCAACCAAGGAUCUCAGGAGAGGUUAACUGCCAGAUCAUUUAUCAAACGUAUUGUUGGUACAGUUGUUCGAUCUGUGCAAGAAGACCAAAAAGAGCAAGAUAUCAAAGGCAUGGAAGCAGAGGUACUGGCUUUAGAAGAGCUUUCAAAGCAAUUGUUCUUGGAGAUCUAUGAGCUUCGUCAAGCAAAAGAAGCUGCUGCAUAUUCUCGAACUUGGAGAGGACAUAUGCAAAAUCUACUUGGUUAUGCUUGUUCCGUUUAUUGUGUGUAUAAAAUGAUCAAGUCAUUGCAAAGUGUUGUUUUCAAACAGUCUGGUUCAGUUGACCCCGUGACAAGGAUGAUUAGUAUAUUCCUACAAUUUUUUGAUAUUGGAAUAAAUGCAGCCUUAUUAUCUCAGUAUAUUUCCUUGCUGUUCAUCGGAAUGUUGGUUGUGAUAUCAGUGCGUGGAUUCUUAACAAAUUUAAUGAAGUUCUUUUUCGCAGUUUCAAGAGUUGGAAGUGGAUCGUCUAGCAAUGUUGUCCUGUUUUUGUCUGAAAUAAUGGGAAUGUAUUUUCUAUCUUCUAUUCUUUUAAUCAGGAAAAGCUUAGCAACUGAUUACAGGAUUAUUAUUACAGAGGUAAUGGUGCAUUCCUUUCUCUACUUUUACUAUCUGCACAUUAUACAUCUCGCCAAAUCGACAAACAUCCCAUUGAUUGAAACAUAUUCUCUUUAUAUACAUGUAUAG